Messenger RNA from Monomorium pharaonis (pharaoh ant), 9562 nucleotides. RefSeq lists its product as uncharacterized. Lineage: Eukaryota; Metazoa; Arthropoda; Insecta; Hymenoptera; Formicidae. The record is from RefSeq and is a predicted model, not a curated record. The coding region runs from base 1671 to 5342 and encodes 1223 amino acids. Gene Ontology annotation, cellular component: beta-catenin-TCF complex. Gene Ontology annotation, biological process: regulation of transcription by RNA polymerase II; canonical Wnt signaling pathway. Gene Ontology annotation, molecular function: DNA-binding transcription factor activity, RNA polymerase II-specific; RNA polymerase II cis-regulatory region sequence-specific DNA binding. The transcript is spliced from 10 exons.
AGACUAGAAUCUCAUGAAAUUUUAACCACAAAUCAUAUUUUUACUAUUUAAUUAUUUCGAUGCAAUUGGAUAUCGAUUAUGCAUUUUUCAGCGUUAAUUAAUGUUAGUAAAACAAAUGCCAAUGGAUAAUUCUGCAUUAACAACACUACGUAUUGUAUGUACAUGUAUAAGCGUUCAAGAUACAUAAUACAAAGUUUAUUUUUGCUUUGUCUGUAUAAAAUUAAUCACACGGGGGCGAUUGAAUUUGAUUAAUCGCGAGUAUAAUUCACCGGAAGCGUUGUUUUUCCGAUUGGGAUCGUUCUGAUUACAGCGCCACGGGAUCGGGUGUCAACGAUCUACGUUUAGCGUAUGCGAUAAACAGCCUGAACAAACACCGGUGAAAAGGUCGGGCUUUUAACUCCGGAGCGCAGAAACAAAUCUGCGCCUCUUUGUGGACUAACUUGUUUCGCGCGAGCUAGCAGAAGCGUUCUCCAAACACGCCAGGCGCCAUUAUGUGGCCAAAUGGAUCGGUAUAUUUAGUUGACUUUGGCCCGUAUUCAGCUCUCGUGCUUCCAAGAUCUUCAACAGCUGGUUGUCAUUGAUGUACAUACGGCGUCUCGGAUUUACCCAGUGCAUUUAGUAUGUAAUCGCUAAUUGUUGCACUAUAUUUCUCGCGCAAUAUAUUUCUCCAGGCUCGGAAAUUGUAACAUUAACAUACAUUACGUUGUUGUUCCUGCGAUCUUUGAUCACAGUUUAAUAUGUAGACAAUUUUCUCUCCAACAUUGUUGGUAAGAAAAAAUUAAGUAAUUGAAUUUUUAAGUGGUCAAGAGAAAGAGACAGAGACAUAGUGGUUUGGAUUUCGAUACCGAAUACAUCUGCAAGAUGUGUCAUCGAAACGUUGAUGCGCCCAAUGACGGAUACCAGCUAUAGUGUCCUCGGAGACAAGAAAAUCUUGCUUAUCUUAUCAUUGCCGAUAAGCCGUGUACAGUCGAUGAUACGCGCGACUGUGUGGCGCGAGUCUCUCACAUUGGAGGCAAAGAGACACGCAUGUGGACGCUGAAACGAGGAGGCGACUCUACGAUGCGUACGUGUCUCUCAUCUCGUUGUGCCCCCUCUGUCUCGUUUCCGUCGCCACCACCGCUACCAUCACCAGCACCACCACCACCACCACUACCUUCUCCUCCUCCUCCUCCUCCUCCUCCUCCUCUACCACCAUCACCACCCGCCAGUACUACCACCACUCGUGCUCGGCCGCACGUUCCUGUUAUCUCGCUCCGACUUCCCUCCCCUCCCCUGCCCUCCCCCGCGGGUGCCCUGCCAACCAACAAGGGCGGGGGAGGGGGGGUCCCGCUUUCGCUUUGUGUGCGCCGGGGCGGCGGUACAUCAAAGCCUUCUAGUUCCCGCUCCGGCCUUUGACGGUCGCGUCGCGGCCGCUCGCUCAGUCAUCGCUCGGCGUUGUAGGCGAUGCCGGCGCGCCAUAGAUGAGCGGAUCGCGCGCGCGCGCGCGCGCUCUCGCACGAUGAGCGCGGACUCGGCCGUGAGUUCUUCGUUCGCCACGUCCGUGUUCCGGUUAUCCAAAUUCGCGAUACGACGACGACGACGAAGACGACGACGAGGACGCGGAGGAGAUUCGGUUUCCAUUUGACGAUCAUCAAACGCGUGUCUAUGGCGUGAUUUCGAGGCGGCCACGAAUGCGUCUGGAUCGUGCGAUGCCGCCUCACGGCGGCAAGUGCCCGCGUGUCAGCAAAGUGGCCACCAAGGGGCGCCGAGUGAGCGCCUCUCAUCAUCAGCAGCAGCAGCAGCAGCACCAGGAGCAGCACGUCUCUCCGGAUCGGGAAACCGAAGAAACGAUUACAGCGAUGGCGACGAUGACGACGGUGACGUCAAGUGGAACGGCAGUCGCGACGACGAGAAUGGACAAGCCCGCCGCGACCGCCGCCGCCACCGCCGCUGCCGCCGCCGCCGCCGUGGUAACGACGGCGUGCAACGACGAGGGUCGAUCGCAAUGGACCGGGCGCAUGCGCCAGUCCCUGGAGAGCAGCAGCUCCGAGCCAGCCCGUGAAAACGGUGGUACCCCGGUGCAUCGUUAUCCAGAAAGGCAACGACGAGGGUUACGGGAGAAACACGCCGCGGGCGCGGGCGCGGGCGGGAGGAAGCAUCGACCGGCGGCGACGGCAGCGAAGGCCAACUCCGCCGUCGCCUCAUGCUCCUCGUCGACAUCGUUGUCGUCACCGCCGCCGGUGCUCUCCUCGCCGUCCUCUUCUUCCUGUGCGUCCUCGCGCCGCUCAAGUUCCCCAUCGCCGUCAUCGAGCACCUGGUCGCCAACGCGGUCCUCCACCUCGUCGGUCACGAGCGAUCACCUCGUAGCGAUCAAGCCUACGGCGGCGGCGGUCGCGGUCAGCGAAGGCCCGCGAAGAAGCCAGACUCCUCCCGAUCAUCACAGCGACGACGGGAUUGGGAAGAGGAGGCAAAACGCCGCGGGGACAAGACGGGGACGAGAUAACGACGGCAGCACGACUCAUGAAACGACGACAGACACGACGACCACGGCGACAACGGCAACGACGACGUCGUUGGUCACUUCCUCGUCGCCAUUUCCCUCCCCCGCGUCGACCUCCUCCGCGUCUUGCCGGACGACGACGACGACAACGACAACGACGACGACGCCGCCACGCGGACACGGUGCUGCCGAUCGUGGGACCGCGCACGUCUCGUCCUCUUCCGCUCUCGAGAGACUGAGAAAUGCCCUGGAGAACUACGAUCGUAGUCGAAUCUAUCUCGCCCACGUUUGCUAUCUGGAUUGGCGGGAUUUGCCGGGUAAACGGCGUGGCGGUGGCGACGCGACGCGGAGCAGCGAGCGGGUGUGGGUGGUGGGGGCGGCGGAUCACGAGGGCCACCACCGGACACGAUUGUUGGUGGCCGGCCGCCACUGGCGACCACGUUGCCUACGCAGGGUCAACAUGCUGAGCCAGCCGGUGGUGUACGCCGGCGGCGGCAGAGGUUCCUUGACCGCCGACCUCUUCCUCUGGUGGUUUCACCGCGAAUUUGCCGUCACGGCAAUGGCGAUGCAUCCGGACGGCGCGGUGCUGGUCGCCGAGAGCGCCGAUUAUCUCCCACCGGAAAAUGACUGCGUCGCCGCGGACGGUCUCGUACGGCUUUUCGUUGUACCCAAGGACUGUAUGGAAACGCGCCUGGUAGUCCGAGAGUUAAGAGUGCGUCUGGCUACCGGUAUACUAUCGAGGGCACGUUGUGGCGUUUACCGCGAUAAAUUCCCCUCGAUUUUAGGCUUACCCGAGGAAGAGGGCGAUCGUCGAUUGGACGUGUAUCUAAAAAGAUUCACCUUAAAAGAGGCUUUCGCGGACCUGCAUCGCGCUUGGCUCAGCGUUCGAUCGGAGACUUUUGCUCGCAGCUGGACGCUGCCACGCGAUCGCGAGGAUCAUCCGUUGACAGGAUGCAACGGCGCCAUGUUACCGCCCAGGAUCCACGCGGUCGAUCACGAGGAGGAUAGAAUGCUAUUUGUCCAACUGCAAAACCUCGCUAGACAGGUCGGACUAGAGAUCUCUGAUGACGAACUUGGCAGUUGGAUCCUCGAUGAGGAGAGCACGCUGGCGGGUCUUAUUAGGAAGAGAGAAGCACCGGACGAGGAGCACAGCCGGAUCAAGAUCGAGGUAGAGCCGGAUAGAUGGUCGGAUCGCAAUGGCGACGAAGACGACGACGGAGGAAACGACGGUGUCGAAGAGGAUGAUGGCGAAGACGAGCCCACCGCCGAGGAGGCUGUCGGACUUCUUUCAAGAGUACUAACUUGGAUGGAAAGAGAACCACUCGAUCCAGGACUUCUACUGGCAGUCAGAUCGAUGCGCGAUACCGCCGCACUUAUGGCGAGCAAGAUGGGCCUAGCGGGAACGCAUCCAAGCGGACUACCCUUCUUCUGCCCGAACGGGGACCACCUGACGCAACCACCUCCCGCCCAUAUGGGUAUACCGCCUUACGGCGCGUUGGAUGCGGGUAAGGCGGCCGCCGCGGCUGGUCUUACAAGAGCACCAAUGUAUCCCUUCUCAACAGGCCAGUAUGCAUAUCCCAUGCUUAGUCCGGAAAUGACGCAAGUCGCUUCUUGGCAUACACCGAGCAUGUAUCCCAUCUCGCCGGCGAACGCCGGCUUUCGAAGUCCGUAUCCCACGAGUUUACCCAUUACAAGUUCUAGUUUACCAAGUGAUCUCUACCGGUUUUCACCAACGGGCCUUAUGCCUCCACAUCCUGGCCUGAGUCCACACGCACACGCGCUAGCGUCGCACGCGUUGGUAUCUUCGGCACCGAAGGCGGAUCACUCCACCCUGGAUCACAAUCACAGGUCAACGAUAGAACAGAAAAACUCCACGUCGUUACCUACGGACAAUGCGAAAGCUCAGGACACGGGACAACAAAACAAUCAAGAUAAAAAGAAACCCCAUAUAAAAAAGCCUUUGAAUGCGUUUAUGCUGUAUAUGAAGGAGAUGAGGGCGAAGGUUGUGGCAGAGUGUACCUUAAAAGAAAGUGCCGCGAUCAACCAAAUAUUGGGAAGACGAUGGCACGCGCUAGGGCGAGAGGAACAGGCCAAGUAUUAUGAGUUGGCGCGACGGGAGAGACAGUUGCACAUGCAGCUGUACCCUGACUGGUCUUCCCGCGCAAAUACCAACCGAACUAAGAAGAGGAAGCGCAAACAAGACACAAACAGUGAUCCUGGAGGUAAUAAUAUGAAGAAAUGUCGUGCCAGGUAUGGAUUAGAUCAGCAGAGCCAAUGGUGCAAACCCUGCAGACGUAAGAAGAAAUGUGUCAGAUACAUGGGGGAGGGAGGAGACGGCGACGGCGAAGCUGACGGUGAAGCCGAGGAUGACCAUUCGGAGGAUAACCUGGGUAGCGUAGGAGAGGCGGGAACUCCCGAAGAGGACGAGUCUCUGAGUAGUCCCGGGGGCCUAUCCGCAUUGUCUAGUCUGGCGAGCCCUUCGUUGGUCUUACCAUCGCCCUCGAGCCUGGCCAGUCCAUGCCCGUGUCCGUUGACGCCCCCGGUGCCGCCUCCAUCUCUGUCGAACACGAACCAACCGCCGAUGGCGACAACGACGACCACGACGACGACGACGGUGGCAGCGGCGGCGGCGGCGGCAGCGGCGGCAGCGAUGGCGAUGGCCGGAUCGGCGGUGACGUCAGCGGCAACGCAGCAACAACAGCAGCAACAGCCGCAACCACCUCCGCAGCCUCACCGCAAUCCCGUUGGCACGAAUCCUCACGACAUUAACAACCCGCUAAGCGUGAACCAACUGACUGGACAAUGUAUUAAGAGCGAGCCCGCACCUUCGGGCCCCUCCAACCCGGCGAUCAGUGUUACGUAGCCCCGGCCGGACCCACGUGACCGAACUGUUGCUACACGCGGUGUCAUCUAUAGGGUCCGUUUACGUAUGCACGCGAUGAGAAGACUGGAUGAUGAGGAAUUGACUGAGAUAAUGAUAGAAAAACCAAAAGAGAGACUUGGCGGAUGAGAGCGGGACAAAGAGAGGAGAGGGGAGAGAGAGAGAGAGAGAGAGAGAGAGAGAGAGGGGGGGGGGAGACCAAACAAGAAUCUCGCUUUUGUCUAGCCUUUCUCUCGCAGUUCCGAUUCUGAUUGGAGGAUUGUCAGACAGAGGUUUGAGGAGAGUAUUUUCGAGAUGCUUGAAAAAAUCAUUUAAGUGAGGAUCGUUUAUGAGUAAUUGAUCACACUUCGUUGGAAGACGCAAACUACAAUCUAAGUGGUGUAUUAUCGACGAUUUGAAUUUGUAUGGGUACGCAAAAUCAUUGUGCGAAUCGUUGUAUCGUUAUUGUGGAUUUAUAGCGUCGCCUUCGAUCGUUCUCUCCUGGCCUCGUUCUUGUCUAUUCGCCAUAAUAGAAGUCAUCCAGUGUCCAAAGUCGGGAAUAAUGAUCAAGACAUUAUAUACGUGUUAACGCAAGAACAGAUAUAAAUACUAUGUGCAGAAAUACUCAGGACCAAGUAUUUGGUUGUAGUCACCCGCUCGGCAAAAAGACAAAUGUAAGCGUGAGAGAAUAUAUGUGCAUGUAUGCUUGCGAAGCUGGGGAAGAGCAAGGUGCACGUCUGAUAAUAAUGCGACUGAGAAAGCAAGCUCAUUGAAGGUGCGCGUGACGCAGCUUGUAGUCCUUGUUACGUUGUGAUGCCAAUGACUGAGAGUCAUGUUCCUGUGCCAGCUACUAUACUCUAGGAAAAUAAUUAUAUUGCGGACAAGUGUAACUAGAAGCGUAAAACAGAGAAGAUCCGCAAGAAAGAACGAAACGGCGCGCACACAUGCGCGUGCGCGCGUGAUGCGUUUUUUGUCAUUUGUUUAUUCGACCUCACCUCACACAUCAAGUGUGUCAAGAUACCUAACUUCUAUGUAUAUGCAAUUUGUUAUUUUUUUAAAAGUCUAUACAGUACGGUUGAUUAGCGUGUAAGAUCCUUAUUACCGACUUUCCCCCCUUUCCCCAUUAACUUUCUACUCGAAUAUAUUUUUCUUCGCUUUCUCCCUUCUCUUUCACUUUCCUUAUUUCAUUUUUAAUAAUAUUACAAUUGAUAAAUGGCGUUAUACAAUUGCAAGGUUUUAAAGACGUGUUUCUGUAAAACUUGUCAAAGAAACCUUUUUAUUUGUGCGGAAUAUAACACGCUGUUAAUUAUUAAGUAUGAAUGCGCGUAUUGAUACGUUAGUAUUAAUUGCGUAUUAAUUCUAAUAAUACCUAUUAAAUUUCGUGUUUAUAUUAUCGCUGUUGCAAUCAACUUUACAUCAUGCCGAUGUUUUCAUUUUUUUUAAAUUCUUUUCCCGAAUAGAUAAUAAUGUCUGUUGUCAAUCGACAAAUUCACACUUUUGAUUGAAAACAAAGACAAUAACCGCAAUAAAUUAAAAGAAAUAAAGAAAGAAAGGACCUGAAUCGAAAGACUCUCGUCUUUUACAAAAAGAUUGGACUGAACUACACAUUGAGUCACUUAUGACUAAUGUCAAAAAAGGUAUUUUUAAUGGAUCUUAUCCUAUAUAUUCAUUUCUUCCUCUUAUAUUUCUCCUUCAUGUUCGCGUCUUUAUAGAAAUAUUUUUUGCUCCUCUUUUUCCCUUCUCACAUAUUAACGUGACAUGAGCGUUCGAUAAACGUAUAGCAAUGUCCGAUGCGACUUAAAGAUUAGCCAAUUUAUAAUCCGUAUAUAUGAAAUUCCGCAUCAGAGAAAUAAAUUUCUCUCUUAAAUCGCGAAGUAGAAAGAAAAUUUUUAUCGUUGAAACAAUCGCUCAAUGAACGAUGAUUAGGAGAGGAUUUUAGGAAAAAGGUUUUAUGAUAUCCUAGAUAAAACAAUAUUAGAUUUUACUAACGUUUCAGUUUUCUCUCUUUUCAUUAACGAAGUUUUGCAUGUGGUUUCGAAUAUUAUAGAAUAGUACAAGUGUUUGUUUCUAGAUGCAAAAUGACGUUAUAAAUAUUUUUUAUCGGCAAACUAUGUUUUUUUCUUAUGUUUCAUAAUAUAUAUUAUAUUGUUUAUCUCGUAUAUCGGUGUAACGUGCAAAUGUAAAACGUACUAUUUGGACAUUUAAUUAGACCAAUUAAUUGGCGAAAUGAUAUGAAAGAAUGAAUAUUCUUCAUUGUGUCACGCAUUUCUGUGUUGUAAAAAAAUCUAAGCCAACAGUCUCUUUUUGUGAAUAGAAUAGAAUUGUUAAUCAUACGCUAAAAGAUGGUUCGUGCAAUCUUGUAAAAGAAUACUAGCUUUUUAUCUUUCUUGCUUUAUUAAAAUUUUUAACGUUGUUAAUUUUUAAAUUUUUUAUUCUUUUACGAUGCAUGUUUUACAUUUUUACGAAUGUAACAAUUUUAAAAAAUCUUUUUACAAUAACAUAUUUACACACACGAUAGUACGUUUUAUAAAAAGCUAAAAUCACGUGUGCGCAAUUUCGAGCAUGCCGAAUAUAGAAUUGCAAUGAGAAUUGUUAAUGACUGAUCUCGUUCCGUUAUGCGACAUUUUGAUGCAAUCUUAAUUUUUUUCUAUUAUCUAGCAUCGAACCGGAAAGAAAUGCGCUAGAGGUCCUUUAUAUAACGAUUGUUCCGUAAGAGUUUAUUCUUCAGAGAGCAAUUUUUCUUUUUUGUACAUAAAAUAAAUACAUUUUAUAAAAUGCAUUUGUUGCGGCGCAUGGGAAAGUGCAAUGGAGGUGCCAAUGAAAGAACGAGAGAUUGCGCGCAUUCGUGCGCUACGUAACGGAAGUAGACGUUGUACGAAGAUGCGCGCGAACGUCUAUGACAAUAUCUUUUCCCUUCUCUCCCUUCCGCAAUGUGUUUCUCCCUCUUUAUACUCUUUUUUUUUCUUAUUUUUUAUUUCAUCGACUGAAAUGAUUCGAUGUUUAUACAGCGAACACGGCAAGAGCCGCUAUAGGAACGCAUCGCCGAGUAUAGCAGCAAAUUAAACGUGCCAUAACAACGUCAUGCCAAUAUUACUGAUAAUACAUAUUGUUUUUUGACAUUUAUAUUUCAUUCAACUUGGUUCUCUGUCGGCCGUGAAGCAUAGGCUAUUGAUGCGAAUUCGCCUUUUUCUCCUUCCUUCCAUCGCCCUUAUCACUCGUCAAGUCAACACAUUCUCUCCUUUCCUUCCCGCCUUCUUCGUUUGUCGAUCGAACUCAUUAACAGACUGAAAAUGGCAUUUAGUAGAAACUUUUUCGCGAGUUAAUUUGUUUCAUUGAACGAUCUGUAUGUAUACGAUCGAAAUGUAGACUCUCGCGCGUACAAGGACGUUCGAUCGAAGAACCGAAGUACCUACCUAUCGAAUAAGUACGGGACAAGGACAACCAGCAACGUCUCACGAGAGACAAGUGCGAGAGAAAAGGAGGCGGCGGCGGCAAUAGAGACGUAGUAUGGCGAAAACGAGACUCGUCAAGUCUCGUGCGAGAUUGUUUCAUUAUCGUACGUGCACUUGUACAUGGCGAUGACCGCUAUAAGAGUGACACGCGAGCGGGACCGAUUUUUCUUCGAUGCUACGAGAGAAGCGGUAUCUCUCUCGCCUUUCCUACGAGGAAAGAAAACGUCAUGGACUAUCUCGAGUUCGCUCGCUGUCUCCCUUUCCCUCUAUUAGGACCGACAAGGCGAUGUCACCUAGGAUUCGGUGGCAGAUCACUCGUUCGUGGUUCGACGUUACCGGGUAUGGAAAGAGAAAUGUAUCCCUGGGACACGAAAUGCGAGCAAACUCGCUCGAUACGGCCUACAGUCUACUUGAGAAGAGAGGGUAUCGAGAUUUGCUUGCGAGUCGCAGAUGACCCCUUUCCACCGGUGACGAGGGGUGACCAAGCUCGUGCCGAUCGAGACGGGUUCGAAGCUCGUGUCUCGCUUCAAAAGAAUAAUUGUAUCAUAUUGUAUAGUAUCAAUCGACAGUUCUCAGCUGCGUUGUACAGUGUUUUCUAAGUAUCUAGGCUGAUAGCGCGCGUGUAAUUGAGAAAAAGGAACAUUGUAUUUACAUUAAUAAGCGAUCUGUAUCAUUCAUUCUCGUAUAGUCUGUACUCCUACUCAUGUAGAUGCUAAAAGUGAUUUGUGUCAUAAAGAAAACCUAUAAAUAAAAUUAGCACUUUGAGAACGU